Messenger RNA from Pyricularia grisea, 384 nucleotides. RefSeq lists its product as uncharacterized. The coding region runs from base 1 to 384 and encodes 127 amino acids. The record is from RefSeq and is a predicted model, not a curated record. Lineage: Eukaryota; Fungi; Ascomycota; Sordariomycetes; Magnaporthales; Pyriculariaceae. The transcript is spliced from 2 exons.
AUGAAUCCAUCUUUCGUCCUUCUCUAUGCUUCUGCGGGCCUCGUAACAGCAGCGAGGUCAACAGAAAAUAGUGGAAAACAGCACACUGACGCAUACCUGCCCUCACGUCAUCCUACCGCACUGGAGCCCACUUUGACGCCCACGGCGGCUGCUCAUUCCCGGUCAACCGCAGCGCCUAGAUCGCUACAAGCCAUUCAAGCAGACAUGCAAGGCGCGCAUUGGGUGGAUGAAAAGUGUAGCGGAACUGACACCCGCGGUCGGCACUGCGGCUACCUGCCAACGGAAGAUCAGACCCUGAUCUGCGAGUGCGCAUAUGCACCGGUCUACUUGACAACUUAUAUGUGGCAAUGUCAGUGUCCACCGUUUUGGGGCUUCGACGUAUGA